Caenorhabditis angaria is the source of this 3715-nucleotide messenger RNA. NCBI's taxonomy places the organism in Eukaryota, Metazoa, Nematoda, Chromadorea, Rhabditida, Rhabditidae. The record is from the annotation of a GenBank genome assembly.
AUGGAGCCGAAACCAAGUACUUCGAAAGAAAUUAUCGAUGAAGAAGUUGAAGACGAAGAGACAGGUAAUAUUUAUCAUGAAAAUUUUGAUUGAUAAAACAUAUUUCAGAAGAGUUAACUCAUCUCACCGACUUCACACUUUUGGCUGGCGAUGUGACACCUCAUUUGACUGCAAAACAUCAUUCACUUGUUCAUGGAACUGUUACGAAAGAAACUGCAAUUGCAACACAUUCAGCGCUGAUAUUUGCACUUUCUCCAGAUAAAGAACAACAGUGAGCAUUUUGAAGAUAUUUUUUAUUUGAAAAAGCUAAUAUUUUCAGAAUCCGCGAGUUCUAUGAUCGUUUGGACAUUGAUCACGAUGGAACAAUUGAUAUAAGAGAUUUAACACAGGCACUCAAACAUGAAAACUCACUGUCACAUAUUCCAACCAAUUUAGCACCAGCUAUUAUGUCACAAAUGUCGAAAGAUGAUGAUGGAAAAGUUGGAUUCGUAGAAUUCGCAAAUUAUGUUUUAGAUCAUGAACAAAAACUGGCAGAAAUGUUUGCUACAAUGGAUAGGAACAACGAUGGUGAGUAAUAUUCUUUUGAGAGUUGAAGAAGGGGUUGGGAAAAAUAUUCGGUUUCAGGUGUGAUAGAUGUUUGGGAACUUCGACAUUAUUGUAUGGAUAAUGGAAUGUCUUUGGAUAAACAACAAGCACAAUUGAUUGUCAAUAAGUCAGUAAUUAAUCGAAGAAAGUUUCACAAAGAUUCAUAUUUUCAGAAUGGAUCAAUCUGGAAAUGGCACUUUUAUUGGGCUCAACGAGUUUGUAAAUUAUAUGAUCCUAUAUCCAUCAAAUGAUAUAAAAGAAAUUGUCGAUUUUUGGAGACACGCAAUGAUUUUUGACAUUGGCGAAGAUGUUUUGGUUCCUGAAGACUUUAGUGCUCAAGAAAUCAAAGAAGGAAUUUGGUGGAGACAUUUGGUGGCUGGUGGAAUUGCUGGAACAAUAUCUCGAACUUUUACAGCACCAUUUGAUCGACUCAAAGUUUAUUUGCAGGUUUGAUUUUUUUUUUCUUCAGAAAGAUUCAAGUGUGGAACAUUGGAAAAAUAGGUCAAUUGUACAAUACCUGGAGCACAUGCCCUGGAACUGAAUUUCUUGUAAAAAUGUACAAACCCUGGAUUUUUAAAGCAAUACCUGGAAACGAGAAAAAGGUCUGAAAUUUCUCGAAUCAAUUCCAGAACGUGAUUUUUUUGUUCUAAGUAAUGUUUUUUCCGCUACUAGACCUCUGCCAAAAAAUGAAAAACCUGAAAUUUAGAAUAUUUUGCACACUUUCACCUGUUCACCUUGGAACAUCUUUCGAACCACAGAUCUAUCAAUUUGAAAACGUUUUUUGUGAAAUUUUUUGAAUCUCUGAGCGGAAAAACGCCAAAUUUUUUUUCCAGGUAUUGUUCAAAAAUAAUGCAGGGUUUGUACAUUUUUACAGUAAAUUCAGUUCCAGGGCAUGUCUUCCAGGUAUUGUACAUUUGACCGGAAAAAUAUGGUUUCAGGUCAAUUCAUCAAAAACAAAUAACAUGGGUCUAUUAUCUUGUAUAAAGUUAUUGCAUGCCGAAGGAGGAAUGAAAUCAUUUUGGCGAGGAAAUGGUAUAAAUGUGAUAAAAAUUGCUCCAGAAUCUGCUAUAAAAUUUAUGUGUUAUGAGGAAAUCAAACGACUCAUUCAACGAAAUAAAAAUCCUGAUGAUGAUAUAACACUUCUUGAAAGAUUAUUCGCUGGAAGCAGUGGUGAGAAUAAUAUUGAUUUGCCUCCCAAGAAAAUCUUUUGUUUCCAGCUGGUGCAAUUUCUCAAUCAAUAAUAUAUCCGAUGGAAGUUAUGAAAACUCGUUUAGCAUUGAGAAGAACAGGUCAAAUGGAUCGAGGAAUCAUUCAUUUUGCCCAUAAAAUGUAUACCAAAGAAGGAAUUCGAAGUUUUUAUAAAGGAUAUUGGCCGAAUUUGAUUGGAAUAAUUCCAUAUGCUGGAAUUGAUCUUGCCAUUUAUGAAACACUCAAACGAAUGUAUUUGAAAAAUCAUGAGGUAUCUAUAUUUUUUAUAAUUGAAUUCGUAAAUAUGUAUUGAAUAUUUUCAGACUUCAGAACCGAGUGUUUUUGCUCUUCUUGUAUGUGGUACUUGUAGUUCAACUUGUGGACAAUUAGCAAGUUAUCCAUUUGCAUUGGUUAGAACUAGAUUACAAGCCAGAAGUAUGUUUUUUUUGUUGUUGUAGAAACUAUAAUAUAUUCAUAUUUUCAGCCGUUUCCCGACACCAAAUUGAAGCUGACACAAUGUUCGGACAAUUUCGAGAUAUAUAUAAAAAUGAAGGAUUAUUGGGUUUUUAUAGAGGGAUCACGCCGAAUUUUAUGAAAGUUAUCCCAGCAGUUAGUAUAAGUUAUGUUGUUUAUGAAAAAGUUCGAUCAAGUUUGGGUGUAAAAAUGUGUUGAUUUUUUCGGUGAGUUUUAUGUUUCUUAUAGAAAAUACGAAGAAAGUAACAAACAUAUUAUUGUAUUUUUGUAUCCUUGAUAUCUUUAUUCAUAAGUACAAAUCUUUCCCCCAAUAUCUUCCUAAUUCUCUCUUUUCUCAAUUAUCUUUUCUCAUCUUUUUCUUUCGUCGUUUUAUUCUCUUUCUUCCACCUAAUAUAGGUCAAACUUUUCGCCACAAAGACCAACACAAAAAUGCGCUUUCCUCGAAUAUUCCAACCUUUUCUAGGAUGGUUUUUUGGACUUUCUAUAUUAUUCACUUCUCUUUUCGGUAAUUAUGUUGUUAGUUUAUUUCUUAUCAUUGCUGUUUGUGGAAAACAUCGAUUAUGGAGAAGAUUGAUGGAUCGAGCUAUUUCAUAUUGGAUGACUAUUCCAAUGGUUUGCAUUUCUUAUUUUUUUUUUUUGAAAAUUUGAAAUUCUAAAGAAAUCAGUUUGUUCUUGUUGUUGCCGAAAUUUUUCAAAUCUCGAACGACCUUCAAAUUUGUUCCAAACAAAAGGGUUCCUUUUGAAAUAGAUUUUUCUUUAGAAAAAUGUGUUUAGUAGUCGUAAAUAGGAAUGUUUCACCUUCUCACGAGUUGACGGUUUUGCACUUUAUGAAUCAGUUUUGUUUCUCACCCAACACGUCGGCUUCUGUUUUUGAAUUGAAAGAAAAAGAAAAAGAAGGAAAAUGUCAUGGGUUACAACUACUAAUGUAAACAUGUUUUGUUUCUUUGAUAAACGAGAAGUUGGGGAAAAAAAUGAGGGCGGGGGAUUUUUAGGGGAGAUGAAGGAUUCUGAAUCUAUUUCCAACAAAUUACUUCUCUCGGAAAAGAUUGAAAAAUAGAAUCGAUACACAAUUUUCCAAAUUACCUAAUAUUUUUUGCAGGGUUUACUCGAAUAUUUGAUGGGUGUUCGAGUUCGUGUAAGUGGAGAUGAAAUUGAAUUUGGUCGACCUGCAUUAAUAAUAAUGAAUCAUCGAACUCGCCUCGAUUGGAUGUAUAUGUGGUGUGCUCUUUAUCAAGUUAAUCCAUGGCUCAUCACAACUAACAAAAUAUCAUUGAAAGCACAAUUGAAAAAGUUGCCUGGAGCUGGUAGGUUUUUCUUUGACAUAAAUAUGUACGUAAUGGAAAUUCAAAAAAAAGUGAAAUAUUUAGGUUUCGGAAUGGCUGCUGCUCAAUUCGUUUUCCUUGAAAGAAACGCUGAAGUUGAUCGGAAAUCGUUUGAUGAUGCAAUUGAUUAUUUUCCAUGGACUUGA